Drosophila pseudoobscura is the source of this 3088-nucleotide messenger RNA. It is a transcript of the gene tey, whose product is annotated as teyrha-meyrha. The record is from RefSeq and is a predicted model, not a curated record. The transcript has 8 exons. Gene Ontology annotation, biological process: protein ubiquitination. Lineage: Eukaryota; Metazoa; Arthropoda; Insecta; Diptera; Drosophilidae. Gene Ontology annotation, molecular function: ubiquitin protein ligase activity. The coding region runs from base 328 to 2874 and encodes 848 amino acids.
CAGCGCCUCAGUUGGAUUUUUGCAACGGGAACGUGCGGGUGCAUGCCUGUGUCGAGAGCGAGAACGAGAAAGAGAAAGAGACCGAGUCAGCUGAUCCAUCCGUUACCGUAUCGUUAAUUUACCGACGCCGCGCGAAAACAGUUUCAAAUGAUAUUCGAAACAAUUUUUUUUUUCUAAAUUUUGCAUGUGCCAAUAAAGAAGAGAAAGUGAAAGUAUUUUUAUUUGUGUGCCAAAUUAGUUGAAAUCAAAAGUUAACAGCAAGAAGCGACAACAAAAUAAGAGAAAAACAAAACCAAAACAAAAACAAAAACAAAAAACAAUUGGCAGAUGGAAAGCAACGCAUUUGGCAGCAGCCAUUUGCCAUCUCAAGCGCUUGUUGUUCUAUCAGAGGCCGCUUCCGGUUUGCAUGAGGCUCUACGUGGACAACGUCCGUUUCCAUCGCGAUUUUUCCCCUUUCAGUUACCUGACGCCAAAGAUCUACACAACAUGUCACUAGUCGGCAACUACUUCCAUCCGCACCUGCUGCAGACCCUCAACCAUGGAAUGCUGGUGGCCAACGGGGCCGCCGCGGCCGCGGCAGCCGCCGGCGGGGGUCCCGCGAGCUACUUCGCCAGCGACAGAUCGCCGCUGGGCAAGCCGUCGGUGCUGUCGAACUUCUCGCUGCCGUCGGCCUUCUCGCCCCCCAAAUACAUUGGCAUAUCGUUGGAUCAGCAGAAUCUGUUCAAUGGCAGCGAAUCAUUUCGCACGGAUUCGGCCAGUCCCACAUGCACAUCCCAUGAAUCCAUGGAGGGAUCACAGGAUUACGAUGCCGUUGAAAAGGGUGAAAGUCCGCGCAGUAAUAAUUCUCAGGAUCCCAGGGAUUUGAGACAUCUGCAUAAUGUGGGGAAGGGAGGCGGACACCCGGCAAUGGCCACCUCCUCGGCCUCGGCCUCGGCAUCAGCAUCGGCAUCCAGCUCAUCCUCGUCCUCAUCCUGCUCGACCAGCAAUUCGGCCAUCAGCACGCCCACCAGCAGUGUGGCCGUCUCGAUGGCCACACAUCUGGCCGCCUCGCCCCAUCUGCAUCACACGCACUCGCUUACGCACUCGCAUCCGCACCAGCACCAGCACCAGCAUCAGCACUCGCAUCCCCAUCACGGCCACCAUGUGGGGGCGCCGCCGGGAUCGGUGGCAACGACACACCACCACAUGGCCCAUCCGCAUCCGUUGUCCCACCACCAUGCGGCUCAUCAUGCGGCGCUGGCCAGCCUGAGCAUGGCCGGUCUGCGGGCGGUGCCGGGCGGCCUGAGUCUGGUCAGCGGACUGCAGGCGGCGGCGGCCGGGGGGGCCAUACCCGACAUGUGUCCGGUGUGCGGCCUCAAGCUGAGCCCGGAGGAGUGGCACACGCACUUCCUCACGGAGCUGGACCGGCUCUACAAGCUGAGUGCGGGCUUCGAGCGGGCCAAUCUGCAGGCGACCUAUAUGUUUGCCCCUCCCUGUCCGGCCCAAGAGAACGCCAUACGCACCAGUCACAACCGCUGGGAGACAUUCCAGCGGAUACGUAACAAUCGCCAGAACCGCCUGAGACUCAAAGUGCGCAAGCGCAAGUACGGCGAGAUGUACAUGAUGGAGAGUCUCUACUGUAGCAGCUGUCCGAUCUGCAAGCGAAAGUAUGCCCUGGAAACGGGCAAGAUGCCCGAGGACGAUGCCAAGUCGCAGGAGGAGAUCGAAACGGUGGAUGUGGAGAGCUGCACCGAUGACGUGCCCGACUCGGGCUCGGAGCUGGCUGGCCCCGGGUCGGCCCUGGCCUCGGCCGGCGUCCCCACCAGCAUGCACAACAGCAAUGCCCAGCCGGGCAAGCUGGACGGGAUUCUGUACCGCACCGCCUGCGUCAUGAACCAGAAGGACGUGCACGCCGACGAGCAGGAUGUGAGCACCAAUGUGACAACAGCCAGCAGCAGCAGCAGCAGUUGGCCGACGGGCGAGCCGCCUCAGGCACAUAUCAGUGUGAAAAACGUCAGCGAGCUGUCAUCCACCACACAUCACCACUACUACAAUGCCGACUCCUGCGGCGUGGGCGUCAAUGACAACAACAGCAGCAGCGGCGGUGGCGGUGGCGGUGGCGGCAGCAACAACAACAACAACAAGGAGCUAAUGAUGGACACGGCAUCGUGCCAGAACGACAGCGAUGAGGAUGUGAUUGUGGAUGAUGAUGACAACAACACCGCCAUGAAGAUGACGAACGCGAAAAUGAAUUACAACAAAAUGCAGCAGCAGCGACGGCAGGAGGAGCAGAAUGUGGGGAGCAGCAGAUCUCUGGAGAACAUCUCGCCCAUCGAAGAGCGUCCCCGGUCGGAGCCGCAGGUUACCAGCACCGAUCCCGGACCCAUGGAUAUUUCCCACAACAACAACAACAACAACAGCAGCAAUAGCAACAACAACAACAACAAUCCAAACUCAAAAUAUGUGGAGAGCAUGGAGAACAGCCUGUCGCAGCUGUCAUCGAUGGGAGUGCCGGGAUUAACGCAAUUGGACACAAAGGUGGGAAUUAGUUCGGAUUUAAAACCGGACGAUGAAAACAAAUGUUUCAUUUGUAAGACAGGCAUAAAGGAUCUCAAUACGGAUGCGUUCCUGCGCGGUCGCAACUUCUAUUUUCAUCAAAGCUGUGCCAAUGUCAUGAGCAGCUAUCGCUUGAACAAGGAGCUGCUCAGCCAGGCCCAGAACCAGCAGCAGCAGCAGCAGCAGCAACAGCAGCAACAACAGCAACAGCAACAACAGCAGCAACAGAGAAGUGCUGCUGGCUCUGGGGGACAUGGAGGAGAGGCGGCGGCAGCAACGCCCCGCAGUUUGUCCCCGGCCCAGUCGCCGCAGCAGAGCGUGGGCCAGGCCAUGGAGUAGCGGAGGAGGUGUCAAAGGUCGAAUUGAUAAUUGCAAUCAAAGCGUGAAUUUAUUAAAAUUAAUUAAUAAAUAAAAUAUGUAUUGUGCGAGUAUUUGUGGUAGCUAAUGGGAACGUAGCAACAAAAUCGAGCAAAUGGGUGUUUAAUUGGCCAUUCCAUCCCAUCCUCCUGUGUUCGGGCCUGCUCUUUCCCUUCCCCCACCCCCCCCCCCCUUU